Molecule: messenger RNA, 1395 nt
Organism: Syngnathoides biaculeatus (alligator pipefish)
Lineage: Eukaryota; Metazoa; Chordata; Actinopteri; Syngnathiformes; Syngnathidae
Exons: 5
Coding region: 290-976 (228 amino acids)
Source: RefSeq, a predicted model, not a curated record
CCCCCCCCCCGCCCACUCUUUGUCAACUCCUACCUUUUAUUUAAAUGGCAUUUUAACAACGUCUGCUGAGUCCGUGGGUGUUUUGUUGGGGGCAAAAAACCGAAACUUAAAUACUGACUCAAGGUCGUAAUCUUAAAUUGUUAUGGUAGUAUUCCGGACCUCACAGUUGCCCAGUAUUUGUAUACAUGUAUAUAUUUUUGUAUAUUAAUCCCCCCGCCCCAAGUGAUGACACAGUUCUGCACCAGUACGUCGUCACUUGGGCGCGAACGGUGGGUGUGUUUUCGAGAGGAUGUCGAGAGGCGAGUUUUGUUUUCAGUUUGUAAACAUGAAGCUUCUGAACUCUCUACUACUUGCCUGGCAUUGCACACUCUCGCGCAGUGAUGCGACCGAGAUGCGCGUGAGCCAGAGUCCUGACGUGGAGGCCCCGGAGGGCCAGCUCGUCGUCAUCCACUGCUGCUGGCCAGAAUAUUACCAAAGAGUCAAGGUCAAGUGGUUGAAAAACUCGACCGCUUAUCGGGGCGACCCCCGCUCUCCCCAAAAUUGGCGGAAAGAUUCCGAGAAGUGCGGGAGCUUAGAAUUCGCCAACAUCAGUCGAGAGAACUCGGGCACGUACGUGUGCCAGGUCAAUGCGGAAAUACCGCUUCUGGCUGAAGCAAGCGGUAACGGUACGGUCGUUAGUGUAACGCAGCGAAAGUCCAAUGGCACUGCAGAAGGAGGUGGUACCAGAAGUCCUCUCUGGGUCACGCUUGUGACUUCCAUGGCUUCGCUGACUUUGCUGCUCGUCGUCGCGCUCAUCUGCAACUGCAAAUUCAAGCGGACAAAAGGAGUCAAGGUGAUCUACGAAAGCCCCCGCUCGGACUCGGACGUCGGCGUGACGGUCAAACACCGCAGCAGCGACUCGGCCCAGUGGUGCGAGGUGCUCGUGUACGAAUCCGUCGACUACUUUGAGCGUGCGGACAUGAAGCCAAGUAUGUGAGGACGCACGCGCUCAGAAGAUGUGGCCACGAAUACUACACCUAUCCCACUGAAAUCUUGUUUGCAUUGCUUAACUUUUACUGCAUGUAUCAUUUAAAUACUUCACUCACAAAAUAUGUUCCGGAAAACCUGAAUUGAUGACGUUCUCGGCCAUGAGGUGCCAUUGUUGCGGUGCAGUUUCCGGACCGCGAUGCUAAGUGGAAAAUGUGUGUGUGUGUGUCUGUGUUUGAGAUUUGUGGUCAUGAGUGGCGGGUCAGUGACAGGAAGUGGAAACAACAACGGUGACAUUUCAAGUAGUUUCUCUCUGUAACCGUCGGGCUUGCAGUUCUGCAGGUAGUCGUCCCUGCGCGCGCAGACGACAGAAAUGUCUUUGAAAAUAAAAAGCAAUUUGUUUUUGUAAAUAACUCCGUACACUGGGUG